UGCUCUGAAACAGCAACAAAACCGGGGAGGGCGGAAGAGGGGGGAGGGAAAUCAGGCAUGAAGUGUCCUGUUCUCCCUCGGUGAUAGAACAGGAAUUAUGCCCCAGGAGGCUGGCAGAGCGGGCCUGAAGGUGUUAUGCAUACCUGUCUAAGCUGUUUCUCUGUAUAAGGGUGAGCUCUUCUCUUCUCUGCUGGAAAGAAAGGAAGAAACAAGUUAUCUCGAGCUGAUGAGGGGGGAGAUACACACAGGAGAUAUUCCCAUCAGAAGUUCUGCCCCAGAUAACAGCUUCUGCUCCAGACCAGCAGCCACAGCCUCGGCCCUACCAAGGAGUCCGUGUUAAGGAGCCAGUGAAGGAGCUGCUGAAAAGGAAGAGGGGGAACGUCCACAAUGCCACUGCAACAGCAGCUGCAACGGUUGUUUUGCCCCAUCAGCCACUUCCUUCCUAUUCCCCAACGGGCCAGCCCUGCAUUGACAUGGACGUGUCUGCCCCUGCUCUGCCAGUCACAGAUGAAGGAGCACUGGCCUCUGGCUGGAUCCCCCAGCCCUCUCCCACAUCCCUGCAGCCCCUGACCCAGUGGACCACCUACCCCGAGUAUGUGUCCCACGAGGCAGCCAGCUGUCCCUACUCAGCAGACAUGUACGUCCAGCCCAUGUGUCCCAGCUACACCCUGGUGGGACCUUCAUCUGUCCUGACCUACACUUCCCAGCCACUCAUCACCAACUUUGCACCCCGGAGCAGCACCCCGGCCGUGGUGCCCCCGCUCGAGGUGACGGAGCAGCAGCCGCCCCUCACCUACUUCCCGUGGGCACAGCCCCUCUCUGCCCUGCCAGCCUCCACUCUGCAGUACCAGCCAGCCUCUUCCACGCUCUCGGGGCCUCAGUUUGUGCCCGUGCCCAUCUCCAUCCCCGAGCCAGCCCCCCAGGAGCUGGAGGAUGCCCGGCGGGUCGUCGGCGCGCUGCCCAUCGAGAAGCUGCUGCUGGAAGACGAGGACAAUGAUACGUAUGUCCUAAACCAUGCUCUGUCUGUCCAAGGGCUUUGAGCUGUUGCACACCUGGGGCCUGCCCCUCACCUACUCAGUGCUCCACCUGGCACCACAGAGGGUUUUGAGUACAGAGGAUAAGCAGGCGGGGUGGGAGGGGGGUGGGCUGGGAACUUUAGCACACCCUGACUUGGGUGUUGUGUGAAACUUGCUUUGUCCUGGGGCCCAGCACAGGAUUUCUCUGCUGUUGCAGCUCCUGCUGCCUCUCCCAGGCAGGCUUUUGAUACUGCAGACUUGUGCUCAGCAUCAGCAUGAGGUGACUUUCACCCUCAGGCACAGGGAAGGGUCUCAAACUGGAAUAUUGUAGAGUAUCCUUGGCCAGCUGUAGGAUUUGGUGAGGGCACACUUGCCAAGACCCACUUCAGUAGGACUGCUUUUGUGUAAAUGCCUUGUGUGUGUGUCUUUGCCCUGUCCAUGCAGGAACUUCUACCAGCUCUAGGCCACUAGAAAACAUUUUUGGGCUUAAAUCGGCAUUUUUCUUUCCCAAAUUGGGCUGUUCCUUUGGGAACUUAGGAAGAUUUAAAGUGUGGUUUUGUUCUGCUGGUGCAGUGAUCUGAGAAUAAAGCCAGUACAGCUGAACUAAAUGCCAGUGCAGUCAGACAUCCCUAUUUGCAGGGCAGAUGGAACAUCUGAGUUCACUCAAAGGUGUAACUUGAAGGUCUGGCCUCGUCUGCCAUUGGAAUCCAGCCCUGUGGGUGUGGUUGGACUCAGGGGUUUUGUGGUUCUGGACUCUAAAAUACCCACCUUUGGGAUGGGGGGCUGCUUUAGUGGCUGCAUGUUCUGCCAGUGGGCAGAUCCUGGUCCCACUGAAGUCUCCAGGAGUUUUGUCUGAGUCAGGACUGCAGGAGUGGCCCCGUGCCAGGAGAUCCCUGGGAAGGCAGGGGCUGCCAAACCCUGCCCUGCACAAUGACCAGGAAUCUGUGCCAUGGCUGUUCUUUGGCAAUAUUUUUCCCUGUUCUGUAGCAUUUGGGUGUGAAGCUGGUGAUGAUGUGCUGAGCCAGGGAACAUCAGGAACAUCAGGGACCUCUCCUGUGCCUGUGGGAAAUUUCCCACAUUCCCUUUGCAGCUUUCUGAUUUCCUUUCCUGGAGAACGAGUAGCUUUUACUUUUUCCUCUGUAAAUAUUGUGGUUGAUGUUGAGGAGUGCCAUGCCACAGGCAAAUAUAUUUGCAGGAGAAAUACCCCCUUCUAACUCUGUUUAUUGUUCUCUUAAUAAACAACAGACUCUUGGCUGGUAAACACAAUUUCUCUGGGUUUUUCUGCUUUCCAAAGCCCAGGAGCCUUAGGUGAUUUUAUUAUUUGCAAGACUAACAGCAAAAUAACUUAUUGCACUGUUUAUUACCUGGAGUCCAGUUGCCACCCAGGCAAUAUUUCAAGUCACCUCACAGUUAAUGCCUGAGUGAGGUUUACAAGCUCAGGUUAAAAGUCUUAAAGGCUUUCUGAGCACAUUUUGUUUUUGAAUAUUGACAAAUCUGGAAGAUAUAAGCAAUAGAUCAUAUAAGUGAUCAUAAAGUUGUUGGAAAAUAGCAAUAGUUCAGGUGUGCAUUGAAAUUAGUGGCUUAUAUUUGCAGAAAAACCCAGCAAAGAAAUUAAUUGGAAGGAGCUUAGCUCACCACUGCUUACUCCAGUUUUACAAGCACAAGAAAGGGAGGUAAAACUGGGAUAAUGCAGUUGUGAAUCAAGCCCGUGGUUGCUCAGAUUGCUUCUCAAUUCCUUUUCACUCCAAUGUAUGUAAAUUCUGUGUGUGAAUAUAAAACAAUGAUGAACUGUUUCCGAAUUUCUUUCUGGGUUGUUCUGGUUAGAAAAAGACAAAUUUUUAAUUUUUUUUUUUGUUCCCAAUAAAGAUCUAC
Molecule: messenger RNA, 2888 nt
Organism: Pseudopipra pipra
Lineage: Eukaryota; Metazoa; Chordata; Aves; Passeriformes; Pipridae
Gene: POU2AF1
Product: POU class 2 homeobox associating factor 1
Exons: 5
Coding region: 474-1040 (188 amino acids)
Biological process (GO): positive regulation of transcription by RNA polymerase II
Cellular component (GO): RNA polymerase II transcription regulator complex
Molecular function (GO): transcription coactivator activity
Source: RefSeq, a predicted model, not a curated record